CCGUCGACCCGGAAGGUUCUGUUGCUCUUGUCCCGGCUCUCCUGGCCAGCCUCUCACGGUGCCUGGCGGAGGUGCUGGAACGCUCCUAAAACUGUGCUUUUAAGAAUUCUGCGACAAUGCUUGAUGAUGCAUUCCUUGGACGAGAGACUCUCCUUCCAUCGCGAAAAGAAGAGUGACUAUGCGUUCCCGUUCAAACGAGAGUUUUAGAGUGAAACUUGAUAUGGGGACGUAAAUGAACUCGAUUUGGUUAACUGAUACCAGGCCGUAGAAACCAUUAAUGACCGUCGUGCAAUGUUUGUCGGCCGCGUGCCCACUUCUGCUGCGUUCGUGUUUCUGCAACAACGGACGCUCUUAUGAACGACACGGCUAUAUAGCUCCUUAGCUUUAGUUUUAGCUCAUAGUCGUAGUGUGAUCGAACCUGGUGGAGAUAUUCGUGAUCUGGAAGUUUGCUUAUGAAAAUUCAAAAAGGACGAUCAGACGCCAGAUAACAGCAGUCCAGCACGAACAAGAAACGUGACAGCGCUCUCUAAUGGCCUCGUUCUAGGACAGCAACGGUGACUCCACAAGCCAAGGAUGAGGUGGCGGCGCCCUUUGAAGCGGCUGCUGCUGCUCCUCAUGUUCGUGUGCAUGACCAUCAAGCUGCACCUCGAACUGCGUAUGCUGGACUCGUCGGGGGAGAGGACGCUGUUCCCCUGGCGCGCCAACGACACCGUCAGGAACACAGCCAACCUGUUUGGGUAUCCCCAGCGGGAGGAGGAGGGCGUGGCGCUAGCGGGAGGACAAGCAGAGGCGCCUCCAGGCAUGCGUGACGGUCGCAAAGGGAUGAAUCUUCAGGAAUACUUCGCUCACAUCAAGACAUCGCUGGCGGGCGGCGUGAGGGCGAAGGGUCCAGUUCUGGCGAACAGUACAAACAAGGUCAAACCAGCGGAUAAUGUUAAGGGCAAUUCAUCUGUGAUAAACCCAAGCCAAAAAGGCGACGGAGGGAGCGCGCCUUCUCAAGCCAAGGCGAACGUCCCGCCGAAGAGCCUGCCUUCAGGCAGAAAGCCCCAGGCGUCGGCACAGGGCUCUAAGUACAGCAACAGGAAGCUCACCAACGAUAACUCCGAGGCCGUCAAACCCGCGAUUAAAGUGCCAGUCAAACCUGCGAGGGCCAAUCCGAGAGGCACUGUAAACAAAAGGGUGUCGACGCAGUCCAAGAAAGGCGUUUCCCACGACGUGGACGCCAAGGAGGUGUCCCUCACGCAGCAGGACAUAGUCAGGAUAAAGAUGGAAUUGGAGCUCGAAAACAAACUGCAGACAGUAUACAACGAGCAACAGUUCGGCCCGGUGCUCGCCAAUACCUCCAUCUUGUUGGUCCAGGUGCACAAUCGGCUGGAGAACCUCCGCUACCUGGUGGAGGGGAUGACGAAGGUGCGGGGCAUCGAGCAGGCCCUGGUGAUCUUCAGCCAUGACUUCUGGGACCCCGACAUCAACGCCUUCGUCACCAACAUCACCAAGUUCCGCGUCAUGCAGAUCUUCUUCCCUUAUUCCAUCCAACUUCACCCGCUCACCUUCCCCGGACGAGACCCGAGGGACUGCUCGUGGAACAUCAACAGGAAAGGGCCACUGAAAUGCCUGAACCGUGCCUGGCCAGAUUCCUAUGGCCAUUACAGAGAGGCUUCGUUUACGCAAAUCAAACACCACUGGUGGUGGAAAAUACACAGGGUCUUCGAAGGUCUCCACGUGACGAGGAACUACACAGGUCACGUGGUGUUCCUGGAGGAGGACCACUACGUGUCCCCCGACCUCCUGCACGUCCUCAACAUCCUGCGGCGCCAGAGGAACGCCCUUUGCCCGACCUGUCAAGUCCUGGCUCUGGGCAACUACAAUAAAAUGUCCACCGCUGUCUACAGGAACUAUAUCGAGCGAGGCGACUGGUGGGUCACCAAGCACAAUUUAGGAUUCGCCCUGGACAGAAAAGCGUGGAAGACCAUUUCCACUUGCAAGGAACAGUUUUGCAACUUUGACGACUACAACUGGGACUGGACGCUCAACAACCUCGAACACACGUGCUUUAAGCCCAAAAUGUCCAUGCUCUCGGUUAGGUUCUCGAGGGUAGUCCACGUCGGAAGCUGCGGCACCCACGUCAAGAAGAACAGCUGCGACGUCCGAAGGGAGGUCCAGGCAGCCGUGAGUCGCUUCAACGGGGGCAAGCAGUGGCUGUUCCCCUCCAACCUCGUCCUCCAGGCCAACUACAGGGGCGCCGCCAGGUCCAAGAAGGGCAACGGCGGCUGGGGGGACCUCAGGGACAAGCAGCUGUGUCAGGCCAUCGGCAACGGCACCGCGUCGGAGGAAACGCUCCUGCGGCUGCAGUUCCCCGACAGGGAGUGAAGGACGCCGCCCUUCGACGCCCCGGCCUGCGUCCCCGCCUCGCUCGGGAUGCAGGGAGGAAAACCUGCCUUGUGAGUGGUUCCGAGGUGAGAGGGAGAGGGAAUCGGCUAACGAAUAACGGAUCGUUUAAUAUGAAACCCACACACACACACACACACAUAUGAUAUGUAUAUAUACACUCACAAAUAAGUAUGGUUUUCUGCAAGGUAUGUUUGAGUACAAGCCAAUACGUACAAACUCAUUACGCAUUUUUACAUAACAAAUACCACUAUAAGGUUUUGAUU
Penaeus indicus is the source of this 2654-nucleotide messenger RNA. RefSeq names its product alpha-1,6-mannosyl-glycoprotein 2-beta-N-acetylglucosaminyltransferase-like. The record is from RefSeq and is a predicted model, not a curated record. Gene Ontology annotation, molecular function: alpha-1,6-mannosylglycoprotein 2-beta-N-acetylglucosaminyltransferase activity. NCBI's taxonomy places the organism in Eukaryota, Metazoa, Arthropoda, Malacostraca, Decapoda, Penaeidae. The coding region runs from base 574 to 2370 and encodes 598 amino acids. Gene Ontology annotation, cellular component: Golgi membrane; Golgi stack. The transcript has 7 exons. Gene Ontology annotation, biological process: protein N-linked glycosylation; oligosaccharide biosynthetic process.